CUCAUCGUUGUGUUGGUUUGUGAGCGUGACAACAACGUGACCAAGCGUGAACCUUCCUAUAAAGAGCUGGCGGGACACGGCAGGCUCACACUCCCUGGCUGACCCUCUGCCGCUGUCCUGCCGCCAACCCCAACGCCUCCACGCGUCGUCACCAUGAGUCUGAAGGUCAUCUUCCUCCUGUGUUCGGCCGCUCUGGUCGCCGCCUUGCCGACCGAUAGCGCAGGCCAAGAGGGCCUGGUGGGUGCGAGCUUCGCCGUGGAGGCCCCCCCCAUCUUACUCACGGAGGAGGAUUUGAGGGAGGCGCUGAAUCAGAACGAAGAGGAAGGAGAAGCGGAAGGAGAGCCGCAGGCGGCGGAUGAAGACGAGGAGAGUGAUAGAAUCGCGCAGGAAUACAACAGCUUCGUGGAAAGGCUAAAAAAGUACCACAAAAAGAAGGGAGAUAGUCCCAAAGAGGAGUUUUAUUUUCGCUGAUGUUAUACCCCACGUCGCCCCUCCAUGAGCCACAACUGGAACGAAGAGUAAACCAGACCCUAUCUUGUCCCUCUUGUACCGGUUUUUAAAGGUUGUUUUCAAAUGCUUUAUGCUCCCACAAUAUCCAUUUCCCAAGGCCACAGUGAAGGUUGGUUAGGUUCGUGGUACAAUAUAUUCCUUUGAUGCUUUGAGCUCUUGUAAAACUGCAAAUAUAUAUGAUGAUGAUUAU
Eriocheir sinensis (Chinese mitten crab) is the source of this 700-nucleotide messenger RNA. RefSeq lists its product as uncharacterized. Lineage: Eukaryota; Metazoa; Arthropoda; Malacostraca; Decapoda; Varunidae. The transcript is spliced from 3 exons. The record is from RefSeq and is a predicted model, not a curated record. Bases 154 to 471 code for a protein of 105 amino acids.